This is a messenger RNA of Trematomus bernacchii (emerald rockcod), 2208 nucleotides long. RefSeq names its product EGF-like-domain, multiple 6 (gene egfl6). Gene Ontology annotation, cellular component: membrane. Bases 117 to 1745 code for a protein of 542 amino acids. The transcript has 13 exons. The record is from RefSeq and is a predicted model, not a curated record. NCBI's taxonomy places the organism in Eukaryota, Metazoa, Chordata, Actinopteri, Perciformes, Nototheniidae. Gene Ontology annotation, molecular function: calcium ion binding.
UGUUCCUGUCUAAGCAUUUUAAUGAGCGUAAGCCCUCAGGAGGAAUAGUCAGAACUCACAGAAACCAAAGUCAGCCCCGUGGGAAACAAAGCUCUCCGGCUGCUCACCGUACAGACAUGCAGCCGUUCACUUUGGUCGGUGCUCUGGUCCUUCUGCUUCACAUCUCCUCAGGCAAUGCGGAUGCACAGAGGCACUACCGACAAGUCCUUACUGGAAGCCAACCAGGUGUUUGUCGCUACGGCAGGAGGCUGGAGUGUUGCUAUGGCUGGAAGAAAAACAGUAAAGGACAGUGUGAGGCUCAAUGUGACCACGGCUGCAAGCAUGGAGAGUGUGUUGGCCCCAACAAAUGCAAGUGUUUCCCAGGAUACAACGGAAAGACAUGUAACCAAGAUCUGAAUGAGUGUGGCCUGAAGCCUCGUCCCUGUCAGCAUCGCUGCAUGAACACCUUUGGAAGUUACAAGUGCUACUGCCUCAAUGGUUACACAGUAAUGUCUGACGGAUCUUGUGCAAAUUCCAACACAUGCUCUAUUGCUCACUGUCAGUAUGGCUGUGAGGAAGUUCAGGGGGAGAUUCGCUGCCUCUGCCCGUCUGCAGGGCUGCAGCUGGGGCAAGAUGGGAGGACAUGUGUAGAUGUAGAUGAAUGUGUAACUGGGAAGAACCUCUGCCCAUACAACAGACAAUGUGUGAACACCUUCGGGAGCUACCUGUGCAAGUGCCAGGGCGGCUACGACCUGAAAUAUGUUGACGCCAAAUAUGACUGUGUAGACAUUGAUGAGUGUGCAGCCGGCACCCACAAGUGCAGCCAGCACGCUUUCUGUGUGAACUCUCAAGGAUCCUUCAAGUGCAGGUGCCAGCCUGGCUACAGAGGCAAUGGCUUUGAAUGCUCUGUUAAGCCGUUUUAUCAGCGGUCGUGGGAUGGAGACAAAGGCAGUGCAGAUGAUUUCCUAAAUGCCAUCCCAGACUCCCAAGUGAGGCCUGAGCUUCUGGGAGGAACAUUUGACAACCAGGACAUCAGAAAUCUUAUCCCGGAACCAGUGGCAACGCUGCCUCCAAGGAUCCGCGAGCAGCCUUUCGACUAUGAUGGAGAGGUCUACGUUGGCCCUGAGCAGGAACAGGUGAAUGUAUUUCCUUUGGCAGAAGAAGAGGAGCAGGAGGAAAACGAGGAGGCUGAAGACAACCGUCUUAAUCAAAGAGGAGACGUUUUCAUUGCAGAGGACUUUGAAUCCGUGUUUGGACCAGCGACAGAAGUCAAAGAAAUGUUAAUAGCACCAGUUCAGGAAGAGUUCAUUAUGGAUUGCAACUUUGAUCAGGGAGCAUGUGAGUGGAUCCAAGACAAGACUGAUGACAUGGACUGGAGCGUAUCCUACCAUAAUGAUGCUGAGUACUACAUGGCCAUGAGUGGGCUCCUAGGAGAGCCGGAGGAUAUAGCCAAGCUGAAGCUGCUCCUCAGUGACCGGGCCCAGCAGGGCAGCUUCUGCCUCACCUUCGACUUCCGUGUGGUGGGCCAGAAUGUGGGAAGUCUCAAGGUGCUGCUGGAUAACAACGCUUACCCUGUAUGGGAGCAGAGCCGAAGCAGAAACCAGGCAUGGCAGACAGAGAUCCUCACUGUGACCUGGAAAGAGGAGGCACCAACAUCGAUUUUCUUUGAAGCUCAGCAUGGGAAGGAGGUUGCAGGAGAGAUUGGGCUGGACAAUGUUGUGCUGACCUCAGGGCCCUGUCAAGAGGAUGUCAGCCCAUUUGUCUAGGAGUAUCCACCCCGGAUUUACAAUGUUAAAAUCUGCCUUAACUGACACACAUAGGAUUCCUGUUUCCUGCCUGUAAUAUGAUCUGGAGUUUCUCAUGUUUUUUGCUAGCCACAAGACAUCCACAUAAAGAUACAGAACUUAGUCUCUAGGGAAGAAUAUGUAUUAUCAGUGCAUGCAUGUUCACAAUAUCAGCAUGCUGCUAGAUGAACACAUCUGGCUCCAUUGUGAUUGUUAUACAUAACUCCGAUCUCAGGAAUAGAUGGACAUGUCUAUUAAGUUAGAUGUCACAGUAUUGUGCUUAGUCUUUUUUGUGUAUGUGAUUGCUGAAGUUAACAUUCAAUAAUCUAUGACAUGUAAUGUGAACUCUUAAGUGAGGUAUAUCUUAGAUAAAUACAUUUCUUGAAGGCUAGUUAGUUUAAAUGAUCAAAUGCAUCAAUGAAAGACUGCUGUACAUUUUGCUUUC